UGUGUGUGAAAGAAGAAAUGUAUUUUUAAGUUUUUCCUCUAAUUUUUCAUAAAAUUCGCCCGCUACACUUAAAUACCAGACGUUUACCGACAACGAACGCGAGCGGAGCACACAACACAGCACAGAUCAAAACGUGUCAUGUGGAAAUCAAUAAAAUUUUAAAAAUAAAUUUUGAAAAAACGUCCCGUAAAAAAAAUACUUAAAAAUAGCCUGUCUCAGCGGCAGGUUGGUGGUAGCAGCAGAUUUCAAUACGUAAAGCUAAGAAAUUCCUUUCCCAAGUUGUUAUUGACCCAGUGAAAAGUACAGGAACUAUUUCCAGAUCCUUUAGCCAAAAUGUCGGGUGAUGUACAACCACGUAAACGCAAGGACAAGAAAAAGAAACGUGAAUCUCUUGAUGUCCGUAAAUCGGAAGGCGAAUUAAUCUUUUCACGCAAAUCUAGCUUACAAGAGGAUGAGGCUUCACAUGGCGUGCAUAUUACCAAAAUGGGCUCAGACGAUGUGCAUUUGCAUAUCCAUGAGGAACACGGCACUGGUGGUCAUUGGUGUGCCAAGAUAAUUUUCUUCUCUCUAAUGACCAUACUCAUGGGCCUAGUGUGUCUGAUAAUAUUGGAAAAUCGUGGCAUAUCAGAUGUGGAUACACCUUUAUCGGAGUCUAGAUUUUCAAAUUAUUUUGAUGGCUGGGUAGAUGAAAGUCGUGAUGAUCAUGAUGAUCAUCAUGAUACUCAUGAGUCAUUGGAGCAUGAUGAUCAUGAUGAACACGACGACGAUGAAGAUGAUCAUGAUGAUGAGCCGUUUGAAGAGGAAGCCGAUCAUUCCGAGGGUGAUGAAGAAGUAGCCGAGGAAGAAGAUGAAAAUGUUACUCCCGAAGAAGAGGAUGAAGAAGAUGAUAAUGCAACAGCAGAGAAUGUAACAGCUGAAGACGAUGAGGACGAUGAGGAGGAUGAAGAUGAUGAGGAGAACAUUACAGCUGAAGAGGAUGUAGAUGAUAAUGCUACAGCCGAAGAAGCUGAUGAUGAUAAUGUAACAGCCGAAGAUGAAAAUGUCACCGAAGAGGAGGCUACAAUUGAGCAAAAUGAUGAGGACGAUGAGGAUGAUAAUAAAACCAACGAAGAGGAUGAAGAUGAUAAUGCCACAACAGAAACUACUUCAAAACCUACCUCACAAGCGGUUCAAGAUGAUGAUGAUGACGAUGAUGCCUUUGAGGAAGAGGAUGAUGACGGCACAUUCGAUUCAUUGGAAAAAAUGGUCGAUAAUGAUGCUGCCGAAAUAGAGUUACUAAAAGAGAAGGCCCGCCAACAGGCAGCCGCUGAGUCUAAAGAAAAUGCCGCCUCGGCAGAAAAUGAUCUUGAAGAUGAAGCAGAUAAUGCUCCCUCAUGGGCUUCAUCACUGGCGGUUAAAAUUGGCGUUGGUUUGGCUCUAGCCUUAGUAGCACGUCUAGUAUUGAUUAGGAAAAAUCCAAUUUCAACUGCCCAAGAUGAAGCUCCUGCUCCCGAACAUUUAAUGAAACGUCGUUUAACAAUUGCCAGUCCCGAUGAGUUCAUACCCGAAGAUAUUGAUGUCAUUGCUGAACCUUUGCCCGAAGAUGAUUAUUCCGAGGAAGAAAUUGAAAUCGAAGAAGAAAUCGAAUAUAUUGAAGAGGAUGUUGAAACCAUAGGCGAAGAGAAUCAAGUUGAUGCAGGUGACAAUGAUUAUGCACCCGAAACAUUCGAACAACUUAAUGCCAUGUACAGAUCCAAAGAUUACAAAGAAAGUGACAAUGAUUACGAACCCGAAACAUUCGAACAACUCAAUGCCAUGUACAGACCUAAAGAUUACAAAGAAGAGACACAACAAAGAAACGAAACAAAGCCAACACAAAACGAAGCAUACUCGUAUCAAUCACCUUAUAGCUCAUCAUUUAACAAUAAUAAGAAUAGGAAUAACAAUAAUAAUUCCAAAUUGGCCAAAGAUGAACUACCAAAGUCUUUCGACAAUAGCUAUAAUAACAAUAAACAGCAUCAAACCGAAGUUAAACUUGUAGCACCAGUCUUUGAGGCACCACCACCUCCUCCUCUAGUGGAGGCUAAAAUCGAUAUGCAGCCCAAAUAUUCACCAACCAAAGAGGUUGCCAUAAAACCCGAGACUUCCGCCCAAUCCUUGAAAAAGGAUGUCACUUAUGACAUGGACUAUGAAAAGGUGGAAAAAGAAAAACCACAACCUCAAGUUGAACAUAAGAAGGAAAUAACGCAUGAUAUGGAUUAUCAGCCGGAUGCUGAUGAAAUCGAUUACGACGAAGAUGAUAUCUAUGAUGAUGAUGAGGCACAAGACGAUGAUUCCGAAGAUUUAGAUGAUGAUGAUCUAUUAGAUGAUGACGAUGAUUCGGAGGAGGGAGAUGAUGAAGAGGUUUCCGAUGUGGAUGAUACCGAAUUAAUGAAUAGACUUGAAGCCAAAUAUGGCAAAUUGCCGGCCAAAGAAUAUGAAAGCGAUGAAGACCCAGAUGAUCCCACUUGGACACAAAUAAAACCCAAAACCGGUGGUGGUCCACAAUCAUUGGAAGAUGAUGAUCUUGAUUUAUUUGAAGCAGAAUUACGAAGUGCCAAUGAUGAAAUGAUGAGAGAGUAUUAUGACGAUGCUUUAAGUUCCUUUGAUCGACUAAUACAAAAAUAUCCCAAUGAACCUCAAACGUAUUUGGGUAAAGCUCAGACUCUGGACCAGUAUUCCGAGCAACUUAACAACAAUCGUAUGCUAAUGAAAGCCAUUGAAAUGUAUAAAAAAUAUUUGAAAUUCAAUGUAAAAGAAGAUCAACUGCUUGAAUAUCGAUCGGCUGCUGAGCGUUGUUUGCAAAAAAUGAGAUUUUUGGAUCAAUACGAACAAUGUUUACCCAUACAUCAACUACUUAUCGAGAAAUUUCCCCACAUACCUUCCAUAAGAAACGAUUUGGUAAUCACCUACAUAAUGAUAAACCGUCUCUUAGAUGCCAAGCAGGUACUGCAAGAAAUUCUUGAAAUUUGGCCACAAGAUGGUUUUGCUUUGGUACACUAUGGUUUCUUAUUGAAAUAUUUGUAUCAGGAUUAUCACAAUGCUUCGAUAUAUCUAAGACAAGGAAUCGACAGUAAAGCCGAGGGAACACAAGAUGGCCGUUUCUAUUUUCUGUUGGGCGAAUCUUUGCAGAGAUUGGGCAGACAAAAUGAAGCUGUGGAAAUAUUUCGUAGAGGUGCCAAUUUGAAAUUAUAUCCCAGUGCUUAUCAAAGAUCCCUACAUAAUGAACCGAACCUGAAGGCCCAACCAUUUUGGACCAUGGCAGAAACGACCUAUGAAAGGCAUUUGAAAAAAUUACAAGAUCAUUGGUUUGAGAUAAAAACUGAAGGUUUAAGUGCUCUUAGAACAGCAGGUCAUUUUCUGGACGAGUCGGAGAAUCUUAGGGAUAAAGGUGAAUGGAAACAAUUGGAAUUGUAUUUUCGUGGAAAACAAAAUCGAGCAAAUUGUCUAAAGACGCCCAUCACUUGCAGUUUAAUAGAGGAAUUUCCAGCUGCUCGAGACUGCCGUCGUGGACAAAUUAAGUUCAGUGUUAUACACACUGGUACACAUGUUUGGCCUCACUGUGGACCCACCAACUGUAGGCUAAGAGCUCAUUUGGGUUUGGUGGUGCCGAGUGGCACGCGUAUCAGAGUAGCCAAGGAAGAGCGUUCUUGGCAAGUUGGAAAAUUCUUAAUAUUCGACGACAGUUUUGAACACGAAGUUUGGCAUGAGGGUCGUGGUUUACGUUUAGUACUUAUUGUUGAUAUGUGGCAUCCUGAACUUUCAGAAUAUCAACGCCGUUCUUUAUUCGCCAUUUAGAGUCAUAUUUAAUAUGCAGUUUAUUAAUUUAAUAUUAUUUUAUUUUAUUUAAUUUUUAUUAAUUUUUAUAUGAAGAUAAAAAAUGUUUGUAUCUCAAAAUAUGCUUGUAAUUGUUGUUCUAUUUAAAAGAGCAAAACAAAAAAAACAUUGUUAAAAUAUUAUAUUGUAUGUAAUUUAAUUAUAAUUAUUGCAAAUAGCUUUAGUUUCAUAUUCAAAUAAAUCAAAGAAAGACAUUUCAUUAAAA
Calliphora vicina (urban bluebottle blowfly) is the source of this 4060-nucleotide messenger RNA. It is a transcript of the gene Asph, whose product is annotated as Aspartyl beta-hydroxylase. Gene Ontology annotation, molecular function: protein binding; peptidyl-aspartic acid 3-dioxygenase activity. The transcript has 14 exons. Gene Ontology annotation, cellular component: endoplasmic reticulum. Lineage: Eukaryota; Metazoa; Arthropoda; Insecta; Diptera; Calliphoridae. The record is from RefSeq and is a predicted model, not a curated record. Gene Ontology annotation, biological process: peptidyl-aspartic acid hydroxylation. The coding region runs from base 334 to 3816 and encodes 1160 amino acids.